AUGUCAGUUGAUCAAAAUUUAAAACAUCAAUCAGAAUCAGCAGCAGCAAAGAAACAAACAGCUAAAUUAACUCAAGUUUUAAUUAAUUUUUUCACAAAAGCUGCUCAAAUUAUAUUAGAUUCAAGAUCAGAUUCAAAAAAAAUUCAUUCACCUUAUAAUGAUGAUGAAAUUCAUCAUAAAAUUAAUAAAUGGUUUAAUCUUCAUAUGAUAUCUUCAACAAAAGAAGAUUUAAAAUUAUGGAAAAGUUCAGAUUUAACUUCUAUACCUCCAAUGAUUAUUGAAACAUAUUUAGAUUUAAGACAACUACCUUCUAAUCAAACUUUAGUUUUAUUUGAUGAUGAAAAACAUCCAUGGACUGUAGCAAAAUCAAAUAGUAAAAAACAAGAAGUUGUAUUAGAAAGAUGGUUAAUUGAAUUUGAUCAAAGACCAACUAAUUUAAUAAAUGAUGAAUUGCCAACUAUUUAUAAACAAGCUAUUAUAUUAUUUCGUACAAUUUAUGGUUAUUCAAGAUUAAUGCCAUCAUAUAAAUUAAAAUUAAAACAAUCUAAUAAAUUAUCAUUAGGAAAUAAAAUAUUAGAUGGUAAUCAACCAAUUAGUUCAAAGGGAAGAAUAGGAUUAUCUAAACCAAUAAUUGAAUUAAAUGAAUCACAUACAACUCAAAAAUUUUUUACACCAAUAAAUACAAGUUUAGGUACUUUAAAAAUUUCAAUUGCUUAUAGAAAUCAUUAUGAUUUUAAUUUACAUGAACAUGAAGAAGUAUUAUCAGUUCAUUUUACAAAACAUGAUGAAGAUAUUAAAAAUAAAUUAUCAUCAUUAUCACCAUGUUCUUCAUUAAAUUCUUCAAAAGAUCAUAAUAAUAUACUGUUUAUAAAAGAAACUUCAACAUCACCAAAAAGAUCAUCUACUUCUCCUGCACAAAAAGUACCUAUUGUACCAGUACAACAAAUCCCAAAUCAAAACCCAAAUCAAAAUCAAAAUCAACCUACUUCUAAUAUUCAACAAUCAACAUCAUUAGAAAGAAAAAUUUCAAUUACAAGUAGUAAAUCAAUUUCAAAUGCUUCAUUAGCUGCAUUUUUAAGAAAUCCAAGAAGUAAUACACCAUCAACAAAUAAUAUACCAAUAAUAAAUAAUAAUAAUAAUAAUAAUAAUCCAUAUAGUUCUUCUUUCCCAAGAUCAAUUAGUUCAUCAACUGGUAAUGAUGAUUCAAUAUUUCAAAAUCCUGAUUCAACAAAUAAUACUCCAAGAUUUUCAUCAUCAUUUGGUUCAAGAGCAAGUAGAAGAUUUAGUAAUACAAGUAUACGUCAACAUACACCACUGUCUGAUUAUUUUAAUCAAAGUAAUAAUAGUGUUGAUGCAGCAUUAAGUGGAUUAUAUAUGGAUGAUGAUAUAAAUGAUUUUGUAAGAAUGAUUGAUUCAAAAUCAGAUUUAAAAUUAUCUGGUGGAAGUAAUAAUACAAAUGAAUCAUUUAAAAAUAAACCAAUUAAAGAAGUUAUAGAUGAUGAUGAUUUAGAAGAUAUAGAAAGUAGAGAAUUACAAAAAUAUCAAAAUUUAAGAGAUAAAUAUUCUCAAUUAGGUGAUAGUGUUAAUGCUGGUGUAAAGGAUGAUUUAUUAUUUCCAAUGAGUGAUAUGAAUUCGAGAUAG
Molecule: messenger RNA, 1641 nt
Organism: Lodderomyces pseudojiufengensis
Lineage: Eukaryota; Fungi; Ascomycota; Pichiomycetes; Serinales; Debaryomycetaceae
Product: serine/threonine protein kinase regulatory subunit
Exons: 1
Coding region: 1-1641 (546 amino acids)
Biological process (GO): piecemeal microautophagy of the nucleus; mitophagy; protein localization to phagophore assembly site
Cellular component (GO): cytosol; extrinsic component of membrane; phagophore assembly site
Source: RefSeq, a predicted model, not a curated record